Molecule: messenger RNA, 2735 nt
Organism: Cololabis saira (Pacific saury)
Lineage: Eukaryota; Metazoa; Chordata; Actinopteri; Beloniformes; Belonidae
Gene: upp2
Product: uridine phosphorylase 2
Exons: 7
Coding region: 94-1026 (310 amino acids)
Biological process (GO): uridine catabolic process; nucleotide catabolic process
Cellular component (GO): cytosol; cytoplasm
Molecular function (GO): uridine phosphorylase activity
Source: RefSeq, a predicted model, not a curated record
UGGGUCUGACUCCUAUUCCUCAUCUGUGCUUGGAGAUUUUACAGAAACCUUUGACAGCAUUUUAAACUAUAUUUUUAAGCAGCAUCUACAGUUAUGGCACCAAUUCUUCUGAACUGCCUGGGAAAUGAUCCCAUCAAACAACAGGUUCAGGUGAAGAACCCAUACUUGGAUACAAUGGAGGAGGACAUUCUUUACCACUUCAGCCUGAGCACCAAGACUCACAACCUUCCGGAAAUGUUUGGAGAAAUUAAGUUUGUUUGUGUCGGUGGGAGUGCAAACCGAAUGAAGGCUUUCGCCCAGUUUAUCCACCAGGAGCUGGAACUACCCGGAAGCGCAGAACAAAUCAGCGAUAUCUGUGAGGGAACCGAUCGCUACUGCAUGUACAAAGUGGGACCGGUGCUGUCCAUAAGUCAUGGCAUGGGAGUCCCCUCCAUCUCCAUCAUGAUGCACGAGCUCAUCAAGCUGCUGCAUCAUGCCCAAUGCAAAGAUGUGGUCUUGUUUCGCCUGGGAACAUCUGGCGGAGUCGGUCUGACUCCUGGGACAGUGGUGGUUACAGACAGAGCGGUGGAUUAUGCUUUCCGCCCACAUUUUGAACAAGUGGUUCUGGGAAAAGUUAUAACCAGGAGCACGGAGCUGGACGAGGGGGUGGCUGCUGAGCUGCUUCAGUGCUCCGCCGAGCUUCAAAACUUUCCAACUGUUAUUGGAAACACUAUGUGCACCCAUGACUUCUAUGAAGGUCAAGGCCGACUUGAUGGAGCCCUCUGCUCCUUCUCUCCUGAGGACAAACUGGAGUAUCUGAGGAAAGCUUACGAGGCUGGAGUGAGGAACAUUGAAAUGGAGUCCACCGUCUUUGCCGCCAUGUCUCGCGUCUGUGGCGUUAAAGCGGCUGUUGUCUGUGUCACAUUGCUGAACCGUUUUGAGGGAGAUCAGAUCACCUCCGCUCAUGACGUUCUGGUGGAGUACCAGCAGAGACCUCAAGUUCUGGUGUCUCACUUCAUCAAGAAGCGCCUAGGGCUCGUUGUCUGAACCCCCGGUCGCCAUAACAGAUUGUACAUAGCUUUGCAUAAUAUGUAAAUAUGUAUAUAUGCAGCCAAGAUGUGGCACAUUAACGGAGCAUCUAUGGAAAUCUACGAAACUUGAAGUUCACAGUCUCUCUGAAGGACUGUUUAACUGUACUAAAUGAUAUAACAAAAGGGUACCAGGGCUGCAUAUUUAGCUAAUUUCAUAUCCUGCUGUACGUGAAAUCCAAAAGUUCUGUUUUAUACAAAAAGAGAAAGUAAAAUAUGCCCUAUUAAGCCCAAGACCUUCAGCUCCCCUCUGUGUUGGGGAAUUCUUCUUCCCUGCAAGGCUGGAAUCCUUCUCUGCAGUUACACUGGAUAGCAUUAGUGCUCCAAUAUCCAAAAUGAACACUAAAUCAAGUGCUAUACCUCAUCCUUCUUUGAUUUUUAAAAUUUUUAAGUGAAUCAGUUCGGUUGAUCUGAUGAACGUGCCCCUUAUGACUGGUUCUGUUCCUGUCCCUUUAAAAAUGCCAUUGUUUUAGAAAUCCAGCCUGGAUCCAUCUAGUCCUGAAAGAAACAGGUCAAUGUCUAUCCCUUUUUCUUAUCAAAGAUUUUCAAAAACGUUACUGAGAAACUAGUGUCUUUGAUAACUGUAAACUGCAAACUAAAUGUAAAUUUCAUUGGGUCUGACUGGCCAGACUGGAUCUCCUCCUACAUCACUGACAAGAGGUUGUCUGUGUCCAUCAGGCACUUUGUUAUCAGAAAAGGGACAAAUAUUUACUUUGUAUAUGCUGCCUUUUGGACAUUUCUUUCAUUUCAUUGGAGGUGAAAAAGUGACACCAAGUUCUAGUUAGCUUCUUACAGUUAAAUUCAGGGAAAACCAAAACUAUUAUUUUCGCUCCUGACAGCUCCAUCUAUUGAUUUAACACAGGCCUGAGUCUGUUGGCUCCUUUGCAAAAUCCAUUUUGUGUAACCUCAUUCUGGACAGUUCUCUGUCCUCAGACGCUCGCGUUCACCAGCUGGCUUCUUCCAUCUAAGAAAUAUUGCAAAGUUAAGACAUUUCUGAGGCAAAAAAGGAAUUGAUUAUUCAUGCUUUUAUUACUUCGCAGCUGGAUUACUGCAAUUUUCUUUCUACCUGUCUGAAUAAAACAUCCCGAACCAGCUGCAGUCUGUUUAAAAUGCAGCUGCAUGCCUUUUGUCCAGCUCCAGGAAGGAAGACCACAUUACUCUGAUUUUGCUUCACCGGCUUCCAGUCAGAUGUAGGAUCAUUUUUUUAAAAUAUGUUUCAACUUUUAAAGCUCAGAAAGGCAAGGCACCCCAGUAUAUCUCCGAGCUCUUCCAGGUGUAGUCCUGCAGCGGGUCUCUUCACGUCUUCUGAGCAGAGGUGGCUGGGGAUCCUUGGUCAUCAGGUUUCAGCACCUCGACUCAGCAAACUCUUUGCUAUUGUGUUAUCCUUAAGAGGACCUUUUAAAGACUAGUUAAAACAUUUUUAUUCAAGCAGACUUUUCAGGUGAUGCUUUAUAUUCUUUUAAAUGUUGCAGUUCUUAUCCUUUUUGUUUAUUUGUAAUGGUCUAUUGCUUUUAUUUCACUAUUUUUACCUUACUGUAAAGCAUACCGUGACUGCCAUCUGUGAAAGGUGCCCUCUAAACAAACAUUACUUACUUUCCAGAUUGACAGUUGAAUUAGACACCCUUUUAUGAGUUAUAUGUUAAGAUUUUUAAGAUUAAACUAUUAUAU